AGGUUGCCCCCAUUGAACCCGAACCGAAGGUUCCUGUUGAUGUCAGUGGUUGACCUCUACUCAACUGCUCGUCGGGAGAUCCACCGAGUUUCUGAAUAAAGAAGAGGAUGAAGUUCUGCAGGGCCCCACCAACAUUUCCUUAUAACUCCCCCCAUCGUCCAUCGAUCCACAGCACAGACUCGUCCAGGCCACACGCCACACACGAACCCCUUAUCCCCUGCUACCUUCAUACUCAAAUCCAAUUCUGCUACUCGCCGCCGAGCAAGAUGCCAGCCGGCGAAAUACGCUACCCGACGGCAGCCCCACCCCGCACUUCGUUCACCGGCUUCACCGACUCAUGCGAAGACGAGGCAUGGGUUUGGUCCCAGAUUAAAGCCGAGGCUCGCCGGGAUGCCGACGCGGAACCCGCCCUCGCCAGCUAUCUCUAUUCCACUAUCCUCUCCCACUCCUCCCUGGCUCGCUCCAUCUCCUUCCACCUCGGCAACAAGCUAUGCUCUUCCACCCUCCUGUCCACCCUCCUAUACGAUCUCUUCCUGAGUUUCUUCUCCAAAGAACCCUCACUCCGUGCCGCCACGGUCGCCGACCUCCGUGCCGCCCGAAUGCGUGACCCAGCCUGCGUCUCCUUCUCGCACUGCCUCCUCAACUACAAGGGAUUCCUCGCCUGCCAGGCCCAGCGCGUGGCUCACAGGCUGUGGAACGAGUCGCGUCGCCCGCUCGCGCUCGCUCUCCAAUCCCGAAUCGCGGACGUAUUCGCCAUAGACAUCCACCCGGCGGCGAAGAUCGGGAAGGGGGUUCUCUUUGAUCACGCCACGGGGUUGGUUGUUGGGGAGACGGCUGUAAUCGGUAACAACGUGUCGAUACUCCAUCACGUAACGCUGGGCGGAACAGGGAAGGAGAGUGGAGAUAGGCAUCCGAAGGUCGGCGAUGGGGUAUUGAUCGGAGCUGGCGCCACGAUAUUGGGGAACAUAAAGAUCGGGGAGGGAGCGAAGAUUGGAGCGGGAUCGCUGGUUCUGAAGGAUGUACCGCCGAGGACCACCGCAGUUGGAAACCCGGCGAGGCUUGUAGGAGGGAAAGACCAGCCUGCAAAACACGAAGACAUUCCUGGGGAAUCGAUGGAUCAUACAUCCUUCAUCUCGGAAUGGUCAGAUUACAUAAUUUAAAUCUGAAUGGCUUACUUACUUUGUUUCCGUGAGAUUGGUAGUAUUGUAUAAGACGAUUACUGAUGCUUGCUGGUCUGUGACUGUGACAUUUUUUGGUUUCGUUGAUCCAAUGAGUGCGCCACCAUUGCGACCGAGACGUGUAAGUUAUUAAUUGGAUGAGGAUUAGAAAGAAUUUAGACCUAUUUUUGGUCGUCUGAACCUUGGAGCGAUGGACACAAUGCGCUUUCAGUUGGAUUUUCUUUAGAUUCCAAUCCAACGUCUUAAAUCUACGAGUAUUGACUGUAAGCCAAUAGAAUAGAAUGGAAUUUGUAGAUGCUCUCUUUGUUUCCGUCUACACUUGUUAUCCAGUUUUGCGAUCAAUUGAUACGUAGCAAAAUCUAUGGUGCA
Molecule: messenger RNA, 1547 nt
Organism: Nelumbo nucifera (sacred lotus)
Lineage: Eukaryota; Viridiplantae; Streptophyta; Magnoliopsida; Proteales; Nelumbonaceae
Product: serine acetyltransferase 5-like
Cellular component (GO): cytoplasm
Molecular function (GO): L-serine O-acetyltransferase activity
Source: RefSeq, a predicted model, not a curated record